Messenger RNA from Selaginella moellendorffii, 1128 nucleotides. RefSeq names its product beta-carotene isomerase D27, chloroplastic. The transcript has 8 exons. Gene Ontology annotation, molecular function: iron ion binding. NCBI's taxonomy places the organism in Eukaryota, Viridiplantae, Streptophyta, Lycopodiopsida, Selaginellales, Selaginellaceae. The coding region runs from base 19 to 960 and encodes 313 amino acids. The record is from RefSeq and is a predicted model, not a curated record.
AAGCUGGAGACGCAGCCCAUGACCUGGUGGCCCUCGUCCAGGCACUUCUCCGGAUCCCUCAGGCUGCGCUUGCACUCCAUGAAGGCUUUGUUCUGCGCCGUGCAUCGCCGGGCCACAUGCCGGGCCACCGACAUGAGAACCGGCGUGGUGGGCAGCGGGGGCUUGCUUCCCUGCUCCAUGCGCCCCUGUGCUAUAGGUCAAGCUAGGGUUUUGCGCUCUAUGGCCACCAACCUGCUGGCGAUGAGCACCACCACCUUGUCCUGCCGCUGCACUGCCCCGCUGCGCUGCAGCGCCAUGGGCAACAGCAGCAGGGAGGCUGCGGCAUCCUACAGGGAAGGCCCGCUGCUGGACGCCGCGUUCCUGUCCUUGCUUCGCAACAAAUUGGCACAGGAAGUGGGACGCGACGCGGACAGGCCUGGCUACGACGGCUUGAUUCAAUUGUCCCAGCUUCUCAUGGCAAAAUACAAGGCCAAGUCCGAUGUGGAGCAAGCCACGGUGCGCAUUCUCAACUCCAUGUUUCCACAGUCGUUGCUGCGCCUCUUUAGAGCCGUGGUGCUACCUAUCAACAAGGGAAAGCUUGCAGCCAUCCUUUCCGCUAGAGUGACUCAAGCGACUUGUCAAUGGCUCAUGGGAACCUGUUCUAUCAGCAGUGUGGAGCUGUCGGACGGAACCUCCAUUCCAAGCGGGGUUCUCGUCGAAAAGUGCAAAUACCUGGAGCACUCCAAGUGCGCUGGUAUCUGCAUCCAUACUUGCAAGUUGCCCACGCAGGCGUUUAUCAGCAAGGAAUUGGGAGUGCCACUGCUCAUGGAACCAAACUUCGCCGACUUGAGUUGUCAGUUCAAGUUUGGCGUGGAAGCCCCUUCGCCGGAGGACGAUCCAUCGGUUUCAACGCCGUGCCUGGAAAUGUGUCCCACCGCCAUUGCUCGCAAGAGCAGCACACCCCUGUGUCCCAAGGUCUAGGGAGCAACUGCUACUAACGAGCGCUGCCAUAGGAUAUGGAUGAUCUAUCUGCUAUGUGUACUGCUUAAGAUACUCAGACGCAACCAGGCGUCCUCGAGUGUUCACAGAGAGCUUAAGCUCACUUAUCUCCUUGUCAAUAUCCUGCAGAGCAAACGUUUCAGACGGCUA